Messenger RNA from Cylicostephanus goldi, 711 nucleotides. Lineage: Eukaryota; Metazoa; Nematoda; Chromadorea; Rhabditida; Strongylidae. The record is from the annotation of a GenBank genome assembly.
AUUGACAACAUCCUAUCAUCAUUCGGUGGAGCCGUUUGCCGCGAAUCUGUUUUUGCUGCAAAUUACGAACCACAAGUCGCUGUUUUUCUCCGAGAUCGACGCUCUCAGGCUCUCACCUUACAGCUCACAUCGCCUAUAUCAUCCAGGCAAAGUAGUGAAAAAGAGAGAGAAGACUCUCCGCUAGAGUACAAAACGGAGUCGGAAUGUUUGAAUAUGAGUCAAUGGCUAGCAACAACGAUCGGGAUCUCAACUGCCGAUGCUGCGGUAGUCGGACAAAUAUUGACUACGAGUGGCUUUGAUAGGCCUACGCAACUAUAUGGGUGCCUUACUGCAAGGGAAAUGUCUAUCCUUGGCAUUGACAAGAGCAUCCAGCAUCAAAUUCUGUCAUAUCUUUCCACCGUGGACGAUCCGCGACCCAAUGCUAAUAACUAUAACUACGUUUCUGAUUGGUUAUGUUCGUUGGAACUUACCGAUUACCUCGGAAACUUCGUUAUAGCUGGGCUUAAAUCAAUGCUGGUUGUUCGGACAGCCGAACUUUCUCGGAAGCACUUGGAGAAACUUUUUCUGAAAACCAUGUAUUUCUUUCCUGGUGAAGCAACUUUACAAUGUUUUGAUAUAGUCGUUGUAACUUUGUGGGUGUUAGGACCUUUUGCUUUACUCUCGAUGUUUUUCGAAUGCAUGACAAUCAGCUCAGCUAACAUUGUCUUGUGA